AUGGUGCUGCAGUUCACUACGCCUCUGCAGCAGCAGCGCUUUUUGGGCGAGGAGAUCGCCCUUCUCGAUACGCCACGCUUCAAGUUCCUCAGCGAAUUUUUCCUCCUCCGCUUCCUGCUCCUCCUUCGCCUUUUUAACCUGUUCGGCGUUUACGUCGUGGGCGCUCAGUUUUUUUCUACGCGCCUCCUCCCGCAGGCGUUCGGCCUCGUCAAUGCUCUCGACGAACUGUCUUUUGGCGGCGCGGAGGUCGUUGUCGGCGGACACCUCCUCUUCCACAAACACCUCAACGUCACGCUGGGUGCCACGAAGGGCCCCUUCCAACCCACGCAUGUACCGCUUAUGGUGCUUCAUGUCCUCAACGUUGUUAAUAAGCGCCAUCCACGAACCCACCUCACUAAGGAAGGGGCGUACGGGCGGCUGCAAAACCGGCGGCGGCGUUAG
Molecule: messenger RNA, 441 nt
Organism: Trypanosoma grayi
Lineage: Eukaryota; Euglenozoa; Kinetoplastea; Trypanosomatida; Trypanosomatidae
Exons: 1
Coding region: 1-441 (146 amino acids)
Source: RefSeq, a predicted model, not a curated record